GUUAUUCUUCAAACUUCCAUGGCUCCCCUUCCUCGGAUGCCCAUUGGCCCAGAUCUCUCUCACCAACUGCCAGUUCUUCCAAGCCUGUUGCUCUUCAGAAUUCCGUGCUCCCAUCCCUUGGGGGACUUAUUUUGGUCCAGAGCAGAGUUGGACUGCCCUGCAGUUUGAGGCUUGGCUGUUGGCAGAGUCCAGGAGAGCUUUCACCCCCAAGAGCGAAAGGGAAAGAAGCAGAGAUGGAGGCAAUAUCAGAUGAAACAGAGGGACUUCCAAAGUAUGGGAAUAGGAGAGAAACAUCAAGGAUCUUGAAAUUCUUAAGUCUGCUUCUACAAGGUUUUUCCACCAUGUUUGGAAAGAAAAAGAAAAAGAUUGAAAUUUCUGGCCCUUCGAACUUUGAACACAGAGUACACACUGGAUUUGAUCAUAGAGAACAAAAGUUCACGGGACUACCUCAGCAGUGGCAUAGUUUACUCGCAGACACGGCCAACAGGCCAAAGCCUAUGGUAGAUCCUUCGUGUAUCACACCUAUCCAACUUGCGCCUAUGAAGACCAUCGUUAGAGGAAAUAAACCUUGCAAGGACACUUCAAUCAAUGGCUUGCUGGAAGAAUUUGACAAUAUCUCUGUGACACGUUCCAACUCGCUUCGGAAGGAGAGUCCUCCCACCCCUCACUUGGGCCGCUCAAACCACGUAGAAAUCCACCAACAGGAAAAUGGCUACAUCACGUACUCUCAGUACUCAAGCGAGUCAGAGGCCUCUGUGGACUUCCUGAGUGAAAAAUACAAAGACAAAACUGUUCAGAGGGAAGAAUUAGACAGAUACUCAAAAGGUAGCUGUGCUGCUAAACAAAAUGGACAUGUGGUGAAAAUGAAACCCAGUGAGAUGUAUUUUCCAGAAGCGAAGCCCCUGAAGGCCGACAUCUGUAGGUUCUUACCAGAUUAUCAUGCUCACAUGGAAACAAAAAGCCAACUGAAUGAGUAUAGUGGUAUGAAGCUGGAAUACCAGAGGGCAAGUGGCUCUUCUCUGGAUUACAAAGAAUCUUUCCAUUACACUCCUUCUAGAACUUCCAUUCACAGUCAGUGCUCCAGGGAAAGACUAGAAUACAGUGACAUCGACUGGGCCAAGGAUGAUUAUGACAAAAGACCCAAGUCCUCCUAUGUAGACCAGGCAAGCCCUCAACCCGCCAUGAGACAAAGAUCCAGGUCAGGCUCUGGUCUCCAAGAGCCAGUCAUGCCCUAUGGAGCAAGUGCUUUUAAGUCCAACCAGCAAGGCUAUUCGUAUAGUUCAUAUACCUACCCUCGCUUGUCAGAAACAGCAGCAGGCAUGCCAAAGCUGGAAUAUGACCGAUCACAGAUGGUUGUAAGUCCACCACUGUCUGGAUCAGAUACUUACCCUCGAGGCCCAACAAAGCUACCUCAAAGUCAGAGCAAAGCCACCUAUCCAGGCAGUAGCUACCAGUACCCAGCUGUCUAUCACAAAUUCUCUCACUUCCACCACCAGCCUUCCCUGCAGCCCAGCUCCCAUUACAUUUCCACAGCAUCAUACCCAAGCUCCCCAAGCAUCACUUCAAGUGCUUAUCCUCCACCCAGCUGGGGCUCAUCAUCAGAUCAGCCGCCCUCCCGGGUGUCACAUGAGCAGUUCCGAGCAGCUUUGCAGCUGGUGGUGAGCCCUGGGGAUCCUCGCGAGUACUUGGACAACUUCAUCAAAAUUGGGGAAGGCUCCACUGGGAUAGUUUGCAUUGCCACAGAGAAGCACACUGGGAAGCAGGUGGCCGUGAAGAAGAUGGAUCUCAGGAAACAGCAAAGACGGGAACUGCUUUUCAAUGAAGACUCGAUUAGAAGGAUUCCAGAUGAUCUGAUUGGCGCUUCUGUCGAGGCUCUGGUUGAUGGCAGGCUUGCCACCGCUACCAGGACUGUUGACAUGAUAGCUCCUAAAUACCCUCUCUGGAGCAGAGCUCGUCCAGCGCCCUGGGUUAACCAGCAGCUGCGAGCUAUGGAGCAGAAUAGGAGAAGGCUAGAAUGCAGGAGACGGGACCAGAUGGAAUAUAAUCGGAAAGCUGUCUGGAUCACGACUAACGAUUACCUUACUAAGGUUGUAAUAAUGAGAGACUAUCACCAUGAGAAUGUGGUCGACAUGUACAACAGUUAUCUUGUGGGGGAUGAGCUGUGGGUUGUGAUGGAGUUCCUGGAAGGCGGCGCUUUGACAGACAUAGUGACUCACACAAGAAUGAAUGAAGAACAGAUUGCUACAGUUUGUCUGUCUGUAUUAAGAGCACUGUCUUAUCUUCACAACCAAGGAGUUAUUCACCGGGAUAUCAAGAGUGAUUCAAUACUUCUCACAAGUGAUGGGCGAAUAAAAUUGUCAGAUUUUGGCUUCUGUGCCCAAGUUUCAAAAGAUGUUCCAAAAAGAAAAUCCCUUGUUGGAACCCCAUAUUGGAUGGCACCAGAAGUGAUUUCCAGACUGCCUUAUGGAACCGAGGUGGAUAUCUGGUCCCUUGGCAUCAUGGUAAUAGAAAUGAUAGAUGGGGAGCCACCUUAUUUCAAUGAGCCGCCUCUCCAGGCGAUGCGCAGAAUCCGAGACAAUUUACCACCAAGAGUGAAGGAUCUACAUAAGGUCUCAUCAGUACUCCGUGGCUUUUUAGACUUGAUGCUGGUGCGGGAGCCUUCACAGAGAGGCACAGCGCAAGAACUGCUGAGGCAUCCAUUUCUGAAACUGGCUGGGCCUCCUUCGUGCAUCGUGCCUCUCAUGAGGCAAUACAGGCACCACUGAAGGUGGCCGUUUUGGUUCAUUGAAAUUGUCUUUUCCUGGGAAGGUUUGCACAGAAGUGGAGCAAAGCAAGAAAACAGAAAGCACCAGGGAGCACAGCAACUGAAAAACAGACACCUGAUGCCGUGACUCAACAAAGGAGACUUCUUUGGGUUUAUGAAGAGAUAUCUUUGCUUGGAAACCAGAGAUGUUGACAGCUAAUCCUCCUGUGAGGAUGUAUGUUCCCCAGGCAGCCCCUGUUUUUAGUCUGUCAACUAAGAGAACAAGGAGAUGUUCUUUCACAUCCCACCUGAGAGGAAGGAAGAAAGGAAAAGCUUGUAGCACAACCCAGGUGGAACACCCAAGUUUUAUUUUAAAACCGACGCAAAACAGCACUUCUAUUUCAGAAGAACACUUUUUUUCUGACAAAAAAGAGAGAGAGAGAUGCACUUUUUAUCUCAGUUGUAGCAGUGUGAUGUAUUUUGAAAUGAAUUUGUAAUUUUCUGUACAUUGUUUUUGAUAAUUUCCAGUACUUUGAUGUCAUAGUGAUAGUGCUAACGGAGGUGAUAGGUGUAACUUAGUAAGCAUUUGAGUGAGAUCUUUCCUACUUUUGUAUCUGUUUUGAAGAGAAAGGAAAACACAGACACAAAGAUAUUUAUUCACAAUUCAGAAUGUUGAAGAGACUUUCUCUGUGCUAGUUAAACAUCCACCUCCAUUUUUGUAAAUGUUCAGAUGCCUCAGCAGCAUCAAACCCUUUUCCCCAUUGAACUAAUAAUUAAAGAUUUCCAGUGUUGUCCUGAAGAUAUAGGUACCUUGAAAAAGGAAGAAAAGAAAAACCUCAGGUACUAACCCCAAGGGCUGUUUUGCAUCUCCUUAUUUUUCAUGGGAAAAGAGCAGGUAUUGCCCAGUGGUAGAAAACAAUUGGCAGCCACAGAAAAAGCCAAGCGAAGACUUGCUGGUCAGGAGCUAAGCUCACUGUUGGAAGGUUACAGUCACCCCUUAAGUGUGAAACUUGGACCUAUGUAUUGUAUGCCAUGGCUGUUGGAGGAGGUGGCUUUUGCUAAAGUGACCAGUGUCUCCCUGUGAUCCUUGGCCUCCCGGUUUCUCACCAUGACUACAUUGCAUGGGCAUCUAACUAAGUAAUAUUUUACUUCUGUUCAAAUUCUGGCCUCUCAAGCAUUAGCCUGCAUUUAUGGUGACCCCCUAUAACUCUUGAUCACCAAAUCAAAUGCAGCUUCCCACCCAUCAUGCGCUAUAGCUUUCUGGAGGAAACACCUCCUGUGUUUGUUCCUGCCUACAGUAUGUCUGCCUACACAAACAGGUGGCUGUUAAGCAAACACAGCACUUGGAAAUGUUAUUUCGAGGACAACAAAUUCCAGAAUUCCCCAGCCAGCGGUCAUGCCAGCUGAUUGAUUCUGAAAGUGACAAUGCUGGCUGGCAAGAUUGUGGGAGUUAUAGUUGUAAAAACAAUGCUUCCAAACUCAGAUUGCAAGCUACCAUAGAUGGGGGAUGGGCUGUGUUCUGUUUGGUGAGCCCAAUACAAAUUGUGCAACAAAUUUGUACACAGAUCGCACUUUAGCAGCAACAAAAGUAGAAGAACAGCCUCCAAUUGCAGCCUGCACCGUGCUUCAGGAGUUCCACUUUCACACCACUGUUCCAACAUAGGCUCUGUGUAUAGCAGCUUACCUCCAGAAGAGCGUCGCCAGCGAGCAGUAAGGACACAACUUCAUUUUACUGUGUGCCAACUUCAGUGCCACCAGAUUAAGUCUUCACUAUUUCCAUUUAUGCUUUGGAAAUCAAAACACUUGACUCAAGACAUCCAGCCACUGGGUGCAGAUCUUCCAAAAUUGAAGCGUUGGAAGAUUCUGUUGAUGUGUUUGCCAUACAGGGGAAAAUACUGUCUAAAUCUUUUUUUGGAAUGUUAAUUCAGCAGAAGCUACUACAACCAGUUUUGUGUUGCUUGUUGGGUAGAUUUGCAUGUUUACCAUAGGCCUAUAGAGAUUUGCCUUUAUAAGUGCUUCAUUCUUUCAAGGAUAAAGAGGUUUAUUUAUUUAUUUAUUAUUAUUUUUAACUUAAACAUAUUGAGGAAAGCCAUGUAUUUUCCAAAGUUUUUGUUGUUAUAAUUGAGUUCACUUGAAAAAUGUCUCUGACUAUAAACUGAACAAAUCUGGUUAGAUCAUUUUGCAUUGUAGAGAGUUUCUUCCCCCCCCCAUAAAUAAGUUGGUCAUAUCCUGUUGUAAUAAAAGAAAAUCAAAACAAAAAAUGGAGAAGACUAUUCAUUCCAGAUUGCUGU
Messenger RNA from Pogona vitticeps (central bearded dragon), 5034 nucleotides. Lineage: Eukaryota; Metazoa; Chordata; Lepidosauria; Squamata; Agamidae. The record is from RefSeq and is a predicted model, not a curated record.